AUGGCGAAUAGGUCUCUGCACGAGCGAUUGCAAGGUACCUGGAAGCUGGAGUCUUAUAUUGCCCAUCCCGCAGCAGACUCAACGGUGCAGCGGCCUACCUAUCCUAUGACCAAGAACGUGACCGGCCUCAUCAUGUAUACGUGCGAUGGCUACAUGUCUGCGCAGAUGCUCAUGCCUGGACAGAAGGGCUUCGAUGGUAGUGCAGAGCCUCAAUGGGCCGAGGCCGGGAAACGCUCAUUCACGUAUGCUGGACCCUACUACAUCACCAAGGAAGGCCCAGAAGAGCAAGAGGUUCUAAGGCAUUCGUUCGAGCUGUGUAUUUUGCCAAAUCGAGUUGGCGAAAUUGAAGUACGAUCGCAUCGCUUUGAGGAAGACGAUCAAGUUCUGGUGCUGGGAGGCGAAGAGACGACUGUCAUCAAAGGUGAUGUGAGGAUCCCUGUGCUGCGUUGGAGGCGGGUUGCGAACAAUGCCGGAGCUGGACCACCGCCUGCAUUGCCGGAGAUCAAGCUGGAGUAG
Zasmidium cellare ATCC 36951 is the source of this 516-nucleotide messenger RNA. RefSeq lists its product as uncharacterized. The transcript has a single exon. The record is from RefSeq and is a predicted model, not a curated record. The coding region runs from base 1 to 516 and encodes 171 amino acids. Lineage: Eukaryota; Fungi; Ascomycota; Dothideomycetes; Mycosphaerellales; Mycosphaerellaceae.